Molecule: messenger RNA, 984 nt
Organism: Heterostelium album PN500
Lineage: Eukaryota; Evosea; Eumycetozoa; Acytosteliales; Acytosteliaceae
Gene: mcfM
Product: mitochondrial substrate carrier family protein
Exons: 4
Coding region: 1-984 (327 amino acids)
Biological process (GO): nucleotide transport; folate import into mitochondrion
Cellular component (GO): mitochondrion
Molecular function (GO): folic acid transmembrane transporter activity; FAD transmembrane transporter activity
Source: RefSeq, a predicted model, not a curated record
AUGUCAACAAAUACAAAUAUUAAUAGUAGUAAAAAGUUAAAUCCUUUUUAUGAUGGUAUUUCAGCAUCGAUUGGAUCUACCGUUGCCAUUGGAAUCUUACAACCAUUCGAUUUACUGAAGAUCAGACUGCAAGGAUCUGGAUUUGCUGUGGAGAGUGGAGCAUCUGCUACUGGUGUUAAGAGUAGUCGACCAGGUCUAGUCAGUACGUUCUACUCGGUGCUGAAGAAUGAGGGUGUCUCACAGUUCUGGCGUGGAAUAGGUCCAACGGUUCUGGCGAGUGGUGUGGCGUGGGGUGUCUACAUGCACUUCUACGAAUCCUAUAAGACUGCGUUCAAACGGUUCAACAACAACGGCAACACCGAGACAGUACCGUUGUAUCAAGGGUUUGUAGCGGGUGUUGCAGCCGGUGCCAGUCAGGUGUUCAUCACCAACCCGAUCUUCAUGAUAAAGACGAGAAUGCAACUGCAGGUGCCUGGCUCAGAGAGCUACUACACGGGAUUCAUCGAUGGCAUCAGAAAGACCGUUGCCAAAGAAGGAUUCUUUGGGUUGUACAAAGGUGUUGUGCCAGCACUCUGGCUUACCUUCCACGGUGGUAUACAAAUGUCUACCUACGACGAAAUGAAAUCAUUCUUUGCCAAACGUAGCAACAAGUCUGUUAAUCAAUUGUCAUCAUCAGAUAUAUUCAUUGCUAGUAGUGUUUCAAAGUUUCUAGCAAGUACAAUGUUAUAUCCAUUCCAAGUGAUAAAGACAAGACUUCAAGAUGAAAGAAACAUUCCAACAAAAGAUAAGACAGCUGUUUAUAAUGGAACAAUGGAUGUUGCUAAGAAGAUAUAUAGAUCUGAAGGUAUUACAGGUUUCUAUCGUGGUGUCAUUCCGAAUACACUAAAAGUAAUACCAAAUUCAUCGAUUACCUUAUUGGCAUAUGAAGAGAUUAGAAAGUUAUUUAUAAGUUAUGAUAUAGGUAUAAAACAACAACAACAAUAA